UCGGGCGUUUAGAGAGGAGGAGCACUGCAACACUGCUGGAAUACCAUUCGUUGUUUCACGGGCCACUGCGCGUCAGGAAAGCGGCGUGAACUUCCCAGUCAGGAGUCUGGAAUGACGGUCGAUUCAACUAGCUUUCACGCCUCAGAAACCUUGUAGGCAACACGUUGCUGAAAAUUGUCAAGGUUAAUGAGGAUUCACGUUUUCCGGUGGACUUCUGAAACGGAACGACGCGACUCUUUUUGAAAGAACCGUGAGAGAAAAUAGAAGCAUUUGUGUUUUCAGCAGUUGACUUGGAUGAUGGUUGAUAAUUUAUCUUCAUUCUCAUCACUUUUAUGUAAACUGUGUAGAUUACGCUGGUCUGGUCCGUGGGUUGUACACGUUGCUUAACUUAAGUUUGGUGGUGAGUUUCUGUCAGAAAUACAUAGGUGUUCGUUUUUGGAUAAAACACAUUAUGGCCGAGCAAGAAAGUUUGGAAUUCGGAAAGGCGGACUUUGUUCUUCUGGACACCGUGUCUUUGGAAGACUUUAUGGCCAACCUUAAACUCAGGUUUGAAAAGGGCCGCAUCUACAGCUACAUCGGGGAGGUGGUGGUGUCGGUGAACCCGUACCGAGCCAUGAACAUCUACGGGCGGGACACCAUCGAGCAGUACAAGGGCAGAGAGCUGUAUGAGCGGCCGCCACACCUCUUUGCCAUAGCAGACGCUGCCUACAAAGCCAUGAAGCGAAGGAACAAAGACAGCUGCAUUGUUAUCUCAGGAGAGAGUGGAGCUGGAAAAACGGAGGCCAGUAAAUACAUUAUGCAGUAUAUUGCUGCUAUUACAAAUCCUAGCCAAAGAGCAGAGGUGGAGAGGGUGAAAAACAUGCUGCUGAAAUCCAACUGUGUCCUGGAGGCUUUUGGAAAUGCCAAGACCAACCGCAAUGAUAACUCCAGCCGGUUCGGGAAAUACAUGGAUAUAAACUUUGACUUUAAGGGGGACCCUAUUGGUGGCCAUAUCAAUAACUACCUGCUUGAGAAGUCUAGAGUCAUCUUCCAGCAGGAAGGUGAGAGAAGUUUUCACUCCUUCUACCAGCUUGUGAAAGGAGCUCCAGAGUCUCUGCUGCGAUCAUUGCACAUCAAGAAAGACUCUACCGCCAACGAUUACAUUAAAGUCGGAGGCCAUGUCAAGUCCUCCAUCAAUGACGGUGCAGAUUUCAAAGCUGUAGCAGAUGCAAUGAAGGUGAUUGGAUUCACCACGGAUGAGAUCCAGACCGUCUACAAGAUCUUGGCUACCAUCUUGCACCUGGGCAACCUGAAGUUUGGCAGUGAUGGUGAUGCGACUCUGAUUGAGAACACAAAAUUGGUGGCAGUGCUUGCGGAGCUGUUGUCCACAAAAGAAGAGAAUGUGGAGAAGGCCCUGCUCUACCGUACUGUGGCAACCGGUCGUGACGUCAUUGACAAGCAACACACGGACAAAGAGGCCAACUACGGUCGUGACGCCUUGGCCAAGGCUAUUUAUGAACGCCUCUUCUGCUGGAUUGUGGGCAGAAUCAAUGACGUUAUCGAGGUGAAGAACUAUGAUGCCAGAAUCCAUGGGAAGAACACAGUGAUUGGAGUGCUUGACAUCUAUGGCUUUGAGAUCUUUCAGAACAACAGUUUUGAACAGUUCUGUAUAAACUACUGCAAUGAAAAACUUCAGCAACUCUUCAUCCAGCUGGUGCUGAAGCAGGAGCAGGAGGAGUACCAGCGGGAGGGCAUCCCAUGGAUACAUAUUGACUACUUCAAUAAUCAGAUCAUCGUGGACCUGGUGGAGCAGCAACAUAAGGGCAUCUUCUCUGUGCUGGACGAGGCCUGCAUGAACGUGGGAAAGGUGACAGACGAGAUGUUCUUGCAGGCGCUCAACGGGAAACUGGCCAAACACGCUCACUACACAAGCCGCAAGCUCUCCCCUACCGACAAGAGCCUGGAGUUUGACAGAGACUUCCGCAUUCGCCACUAUGCUGGCGACGUGGUUUACUCUGUCGUUGGCUUCAUUGACAAGAACAAGGACACCCUGUUUCAGGACUUCAAGAGGCUGUUGUACAACAGCUCAAACCCUGUACUGAAGGCCAUGUGGCCCGAAGGCAAGCUCAGCAUCACCGAGGUCACCAAGCGACCCCUCACCGCAGGCACGCUCUUCAAGAACUCUAUGAUCUCCCUGGUCGAAAACCUGGCCUCUAAGGAACCGUACUACGUGCGCUGCGUCAAACCCAACGACGUGAAGUCACCGUUGCUGUUUGAGUAUGAGCGCUGCAAGCACCAGGUGGAGUAUCUGGGCCUGCUGGAGAACGUCCGCGUUCGGCGUGCUGGCUUUGCUAACCGCCAGACCUACGCCCGCUUCUUACAGAGGUAUAAGAUGAUCUCAGAGUUCACGUGGCCCAAUCAUGACCUGCCGUCAGACCAAGAGGCAGUGAGGCGCCUGCUCCAGGGCUGUGGCUUCGAGCAAGACGCCGCCUUUGGCAAGACCAAGGUGUUCAUCCGCACGCCUCGCACGAUCUUCAGCCUGGAGGAGCAGAGAGCCGAGAUGGUGAAAAGGAUCGUCCUCUUUCUGCAGAAGGUGUGGCGUGGCACCAUUGCACGGAUGCGUUAUCGUCGGAUGCGGGCAGCGCUGACCAUUCUGCAGGCGUACCGCCGUUACAAGGUCAAGUCGUACAUCCGCGAGGUGAACGCUCGCUUCCGAAACGUUGGAAGCAUGAAGGACCGUGGCAGGCACGUGAAGUGGCCCACACCUCCCAAAGUACUGCGCAGGUUUGAAGAGGCCCUGAGGAACAUCUACAACAGGUGGUGGGCCUGGACCCUAAUUAAAGGCCUGUCUCCCGAGGAGAAAUUACAGGUCAAGGCCAAAGUUGCCACACUGGAGUGUCUGAAGGGUCAAAGGGCAGACCUGGGCCUACAGAGGGCCUGGGAGGGCAAUUAUGUGAAGAGAGAUACUCCUGAGAGAGCGUCAUCAUUCACCUUGGUGUCCAGUGAUCUGCAGAGGAAAGACAAGUUCAUGAGGGUCCUCUUUUCCUGCAAUGUCCGGAAGAUCAACCGCUUCAAUAAGUCAGAGAACAGGGCAGUGAUGAUCACUGAUCGCCACCUCUACAAGCUGGACCCACUGAAACAGUACAAGCCCAUGAAGAGCACCCCACUCUAUAAUGUGACUGGCUUGAGUGUGUCCCCAGGGAAGGACCAGCUGGUCGUCUUCCACACCAAGGACAGCCGGGACCUGAUUGUGUGCCUGCAGGGCAUGGUGCCAGCAGGGGAGAGCCGCAUUGGCGAGCUGGUGGGCACCCUGCUCAGUCACUUCAAAAGUGAGAAGAGAAAGCUUCAGGUGAACAUUGCAAAUCCCAUUCAGUGCAGUAUGAAUGGGAGGAAGUGUACUGUUGUUGUGGAGACCAAGAUUAACCAGUCACAGCCUGACUUCACCAAGAGCCGAUCGGGCUACAUAUUGGCGGUGCCAGGCAACUAAAGUACAAGAAUGGAGACCGCACGACAUCAUCCACUGUCGUGUCAAGUCAUGCUUCAGUUUAAUUUCAAAAUUAAAGCCAUACAAAUUUGCCUUGAUAUAGGCAAGAUUUCUCUACCAUAGGAUGUCUAAGGAGUAUAGUGAUGGGGAGGAAUGUCCCUGAAAACUCAGCAUGAUAUUUAAUCAAGAAACACCCGAGGUGCAUAUAUGAAAUGCACCUAAUUUCAAAUUCAUCAGUAAGGUCACUGAUGUCUCAAAGUUUAUUUAUUUAUAAUUUCAGCCAAAUUAAAGGGAAACGCAUAGUAAAUAUUUAUAGGAAACAUAAGAUUCAACUAUUUGAAAUAUAUAGCAAAUAUGCUGGAAAUAGGGGUUUUUAUUGUUUAAAGAGAAUAUUUUUGUUUUUGAUGAAGCAUUCAUUUGGGACCAAGUAUGGAUAUGAUUCCAGGUUUAUGCAUAUCCUAGAUCAUAGUGGUCAUGUAACUGACAUCCCGGCUUGUUCCCCGUAGGCUUUCUAGAGGGAUAUGUUGAGCAUAUCCAUAAACUCACUAACUGCUCGUAAGUGUUUCAUAACUUAAAUUCUUUUGUCUUGUUAUGCAUAUUUCAUAUAUGGAGUUUCAGAUGCAGAUGUAAAAGGAUUUUGUACCACAAUUUAUAUAGCUAGAUUAUAUACGAUUUUUACACAUCUAAGUUACACAGUCACAUGUCUGUGAAACAAGUGAGACAGUUAACAAAAGGCAGGAAUUUUGUAAAGAGGCAGCGAUUUCUUUUGUUGUUAUAAAUGGUCUAGAUUCUUAACAAGUGUGCUGAUAGAAAUGUCUGUCUUACAAUGAAAACCCUGUGGGAGCACUCUCUCUCUCCUGCAGGACAAAGCCCGACAGAAAAGACUGCUCGAUUUUAGUUAUUGAUCCUGCACUCACUUGGAAAGGCAUAUGCUCAUUUGAGCACUUCUGUCAUGUUUGUUUGACAGGGAUAAGAUAUGACUGUCAUGUACAUUUAAUGGGUAAUAUCUGACUUUCACAUUUACAAAGACACGUAAUUUAUUAAUAUUUGGAAUGAAGGAAGGUUAUUUUAAGCCAAAUGUAUGUCCGUCCGUCCCCCCCCCAUGCCUAAAUAGCCUGAUUAUUCCAUACUAGCAAGCAUACAAUUUUGACUAUACUGUACCCAAUCUAUGGUAUACACUCUAUUACCUUCUGAAGGUGUUAGUUACUCUAUGUGAUCAUUAAUAAAGGUAAUCAGAGAUAAUGUGUCAUAAUCUGAAUGUAAAAUGGAGAUAUCUUGAGUGUGCAUGCAUGCAUGCAUGUGUGAGUGAAGGUGCACUGUUGAGUGAGAACCCAGAGAGAAUUGUUCAUUCGUAUUUACCAAAUCAGGAGUGCAGCAUUCGGAGCGCAGCCUCCAGGAAGUCUGGCUCCUUUUUCAAGAGCCCUUUGCUGAGAGAAGUGGCAAAGUAAAAAGGGACUUGCUUCAGGAUUUAUUUCCUGAGCAAACCUUUGUUAAUCUGUUUCCUAAUUUUUAUUCAAUUUUAAUAUCUUUACUAAAGGUUUGGAGGAGAAUUUUUAUUUCAUGUCAUUUUCUUGUCAUCUUUAAUUGUCCUUGGCCAUAAAUUAUUACUAGAUAUCCAUAUCUUUCAACAGUAAAUAUUGAAAUGGAUCUAAUUGGUGCAGGAAUACUAAGUCUAAUGUCCAUUGUUAGACCACUAAAAUUUGGAACAGAUAAUCACAAAUACUGAUCCUCAUCAAAGAUGAGGUAAGGUUGGAAAAACAAGCCUCGCACAGCCGCAUACAGCUUGACGCAGUUAUUUCUUUUGGCAGGUUUUAAAAAUAUUCUGCCGCUCUCUUCCACUUCCAGCGGGUUCUUGUCCUUUGAUGUCUUUAUGUAUGGAGAAAUCCCUUUGUUUUG
Electrophorus electricus (electric eel) is the source of this 5359-nucleotide messenger RNA. It is a transcript of the gene myo1d, whose product is annotated as myosin 1D. Gene Ontology annotation, molecular function: microfilament motor activity; ATP binding; actin filament binding. Lineage: Eukaryota; Metazoa; Chordata; Actinopteri; Gymnotiformes; Gymnotidae. The record is from RefSeq and is a predicted model, not a curated record. Gene Ontology annotation, cellular component: myosin complex; plasma membrane; microvillus. Gene Ontology annotation, biological process: actin filament-based movement; endocytosis; actin filament organization.